GUGUCGGGUGCUCAGGGAGCCGGAACCACAUGCCUGGAAACCCUGAGCCCCUGCCCGCCGCCGUCCAAGCCGGCCGGCUGCAGCGCAGUUUGUUUGCCGAGGUUUGCAUGCACAUAUUCAGUUGCCCUUUUUUUCCCCCAGUCCUUUCAGCCGUGUCCCGAAAUUCACCCCUAGUGUAACUUCUGCCUCUGCUCCUCCUCUUCUUGGAACUGCCUUUUGUUUGUCUGGCAGCGUUGGUUCUAUGGGGGUGUGUGAUGAUAAUAAUACGCGGGCUUAUAUAACCGUCUUCAUCUUGCGAGCACUUCGCAGACCGUCGCUAAUGAAUCUUGGGGCCGGUGUCGGGCCGGGGCGGCUUGAUCGGCAACUAGGAAACCCCAAGCGCAGAGGCCAGGAGCGAGGGCAGCGAGGAUCAGAGGCCAGGCCUUCCCGGCUGCCGGCGCUCCUCGGAGGUCAGGGCAGAUGAGGAACAUGACUCUCCCCCUUCGGAGGAGGAAGGAAGUCCCGCUGCCACCUUAUCUCUGCUCCUCUGCCUCCUCCCUGUUCCCAGAGCUUUUUCUCUAGAGAAGAUUUUGAAGGCGGCUUUUGUGCUGACGGCCACCCACCAUCAUCUAAAGAAGAUAAACUUAGCAAAUGACAUGCAGGUUCUUCGAGGCAGAAUAAUUGCAGAAAAUCUUCAAAGGACCCUAUCUGCAGAUGUUCUGAAUACCUCUGAGAAUAGAGAUUGAUUAUUCAACCAGGAUACCUAAUUCAAGAACUCCAGAAAUCAGGAGACGGAGACAUUUUGUCAGUUUUGCAACAUUGGACCAAAUACAAUGAAGUAUUCUUGCUGUGCUCUGGUUUUGGCUGUCCUGGGCACAGAAUUGCUGGGAAGCCUCUGUUCGACUGUCAGAUCCCCGAGGUUCAGAGGACGGAUACAGCAGGAACGAAAAAACAUCCGACCCAACAUUAUUCUUGUGCUUACCGAUGAUCAAGAUGUGGAGCUGGGGUCCCUGCAAGUCAUGAACAAAACGAGAAAGAUUAUGGAACAUGGGGGGGCCACCUUCAUCAAUGCCUUUGUGACUACACCCAUGUGCUGCCCAUCACGGUCCUCCAUGCUCACCGGGAAGUAUGUGCACAAUCAUAAUGUCUACACCAACAACGAGAACUGCUCUUCCCCCUCGUGGCAGGCCAUGCAUGAGCCUCGGACUUUUGCUGUAUAUCUUAACAACACUGGCUACAGAACAGCCUUUUUUGGAAAAUACCUCAAUGAAUAUAAUGGCAGCUACAUCCCCCCUGGGUGGCGAGAAUGGCUUGGAUUAAUCAAGAAUUCUCGCUUCUAUAAUUACACUGUUUGUCGCAAUGGCAUCAAAGAAAAGCAUGGAUUUGAUUAUGCAAAGGACUACUUCACAGACUUAAUCACUAACGAGAGCAUUAAUUACUUCAAAAUGUCUAAGAGAAUGUAUCCCCAUAGGCCCGUUAUGAUGGUGAUCAGCCACGCUGCGCCCCACGGCCCCGAGGACUCAGCCCCACAGUUUUCUAAACUGUACCCCAAUGCUUCCCAACACAUAACUCCUAGUUAUAACUAUGCACCAAAUAUGGAUAAACACUGGAUUAUGCAGUACACAGGACCAAUGCUGCCCAUCCACAUGGAAUUUACAAACAUUCUACAGCGCAAAAGGCUCCAGACUUUGAUGUCAGUGGAUGAUUCUGUGGAGAGGCUGUAUAACAUGCUCGUGGAGACGGGGGAGCUGGAGAAUACUUACAUCAUUUACACCGCCGACCAUGGUUACCAUAUUGGGCAGUUUGGACUGGUCAAGGGGAAAUCCAUGCCAUAUGACUUUGAUAUUCGUGUGCCUUUUUUUAUUCGUGGUCCAAGUGUAGAACCAGGAUCAAUAGUCCCGCAGAUCGUUCUCAACAUUGACUUGGCCCCCACGAUCCUGGAUAUUGCUGGGCUCGACACACCUCCUGAUGUGGACGGCAAGUCUGUCCUCAAACUUCUGGACCCAGAAAAGCCAGGUAACAGGUUUCGAACAAACAAGAAGGCCAAAAUUUGGCGUGAUACAUUCCUAGUGGAAAGAGGCAAAUUUCUACGUAAGAAGGAAGAAUCCAGCAAGAAUAUCCAACAGUCAAAUCACUUGCCCAAAUACGAACGGGUCAAAGAACUGUGCCAGCAGGCCAGGUACCAGACAGCCUGUGAACAACCGGGGCAGAAGUGGCAAUGCAUUGAGGAUACAUCUGGCAAGCUUCGAAUUCACAAGUGUAAAGGACCCAGUGACCUGCUCACAGUCCGGCAGAGCACGCGGAACCUCUACGCUCGCGGCUUCCAUGACAAAGACAAAGAGUGCAGUUGUAGGGAGUCUGGUUACCGUGCCAGCAGAAGCCAAAGAAAGAGUCAACGGCAAUUCUUGAGAAACCAGGGGACUCCAAAGUACAAGCCCAGAUUUGUCCAUACUCGGCAGACACGUUCCUUGUCGGUCGAAUUUGAAGGUGAAAUAUAUGACAUAAAUCUGGAAGAAGAAGAAUUGCAAGUGUUGCAACCAAGAAACAUUGCUAAGCGUCAUGAUGAAGGCCACAAGCGGCCAAGAGAUCUCCAGGCUUCCAGUGGUGGCAACAGGGGCGGGAUGCUGGCAGAUAGUAGCAACGCCGUGGGCCCACCUACCACUGUCCGAGUGACACACAAGUGUUUUAUUCUUCCCAAUGACUCUAUCCAUUGUGAGAGAGAACUGUACCAAUCGGCCAGAGCAUGGAAGGACCAUAAGGCGUACAUUGACAAAGAGAUUGAAGCUCUGCAAGAUAAAAUUAAGAAUUUAAGAGAAGUGAGAGGACAUCUGAAGAGAAGGAAGCCUGAGGAAUGUAGCUGCAGUAAACAAAGCUAUUACAAUAAAGAGAAAGGUGUAAAAAAGCAAGAGAAAUUAAAGAGCCAUCUUCACCCAUUCAAGGAGGCUGCUCAGGAAGUAGACAGCAAACUGCAACUUUUCAAGGAGAACCGUAGGAGGAAGAAGGAGAGGAAGGAGAAGAGACGGCAGAGGAAGGGGGAAGAGUGCAGCCUGCCUGGCCUCACUUGCUUCACGCAUGACAACAACCACUGGCAGACAGCCCCGUUCUGGAACCUGGGAUCUUUCUGUGCUUGCACGAGUUCUAACAAUAACACCUACUGGUGUUUGCGUACAGUUAAUGAGACGCAUAAUUUUCUUUUCUGUGAGUUUGCUACUGGCUUUUUGGAGUAUUUUGAUAUGAAUACAGAUCCUUAUCAGCUCACAAAUACAGUGCACACGGUAGAACGAGGCAUUUUGAAUCAGCUACACGUACAACUAAUGGAGCUCAGAAGCUGUCAAGGAUAUAAGCAGUGCAACCCAAGACCUAAGAAUCUUGAUGUUGGAAAUAAAGACGGAGGAAGCUAUGACCUACACAGGUAUUCACACUUUUUUAUUCUUCUCAGCAGCUUCUUCCCCAAUAAUUGCAUGAUCCAGUGGUUUCAACUAAUUUCUGUUUCUUACCGUGUUGCACAGAGCAAAGCUGGGGGUGCAUGCUUGUUCUAACAGCAUUCUCCACUAUGUUUUGUCAUUGAUCACAGAACUGUCAUUUUGCUUUUAAAUCAGCUCACUGUCCCAUCAAGAUGUUCCAGAGCAUUUACUUACUCCCAUGCUUGUUUGCUUGUUGGAUGAUGCUUCUAAGCAUGGAAUGAUGUGAAGGAAAAAAAACAGAAUGGCCUUUGGGAGCCCCGGGAAAGGGUGGGAGAUUUAUUUUCUUUGUGGUACUUACACAUUGAUUUGGUGGGGGAGCUUCAUGAAAAUGGGUUGGAGAUUUUUAUUAAAUAUAGCAUCAAAGGCACAAAAUGACUAAUGAGAAUUUUAAGAGCACUGUAAGGCCGAAGUUGAAGGAAACAAGGAAUUUCCUUGUUGAUGUUCAUUCAUUAACUUUGGUGGUGAAAAGCAGCAGCCGUAAGAUUCUGAAAGCUCUGCAGAGAGGUGGUGAAUAACGAGGAGGUGCUGGGAGUUGGCGACAGAGUACCGGGAGUCAAGACACUAGUAAAGGGCCACACACAGUGGCUCACACCUGUAAUCCUAGCACUAUGGGAGCCCAAGUGGGAGGAUUGCUUGAGUCCAGGAGUUUGAGACUAGCUUGGGCAACAAAGUGAGAUAAAAAAAAUUUUUAACUAGCCGGGUGUGGUGAUGCACACCUGUAGUCCCAGCUACUCAGCUACUCAAGAAGCUGAGGCAGGAGGAUCGCUUGAGCCCAGGAGGUUGAGGCUGCAGUGAGCUAUGAUAGUGACACCGACCUCCAGCCUGAGGGACAGAGAGAGACCCUGUCUCUAAAAAUAAAUAAAUAAAGACACUCAAUAGUGUCAACACAGCACCAAGACAACACACAAACAUUCCAUAAACAACCCUCAGCCCUGUCAUUUUAUGCCCCUCCAACCCUCAUCCAUCCCUCACUGUGCUCUGGAGGGGGGACACACGCUCCUGAUGGCCGUGUCACUUGGUCACCUGGCAAUAUUCGCCAUUGCUAAUUUUCUACUCUGAGCACAGACCUCAGGCAGGUCUGCCACCCGAAGCAGCUGGGCACUGUCCUUACCGCCUCUGCUGAGACAAAACUGAGGCACGGACGUUACCAGUACCCUAGUUAAUGUAUCCACUUGGGAGAAAAACAUCCGUCAAAGAAAUGUGAACUUAAUUGGUGCCAUCUAUAUUAAUAUCUUCUUUAUCUAUAUUAAUAUCUUCUUCAUCUGUAUUAAUAUCUUUAAAAUUAACAUCCCAAAGAAUGUUGCUGUUCCUGGUACCCUGUUCGGCCCCUCUAACCUCCAGAGCUAUGGUCUCAGAUGCUUCCUUUUAGAGAGUAGGUCAUUAGUCCACCAAGAAGCCAAAUGACAACAGGAAAGGUGAUGGGAAGAUGAAAACAAAGGAAGGUGGACUUUUGGAUAUAUGUUAUAGCCAUGUAUGUAUGUCUUCUUUUUUCUAUUUUCUCUUGUUCUUCAUCUUAACUGUCCUCAAUCUGCCCCACACCAACCCUGUGUCACUCCCAGCACACAUAAGACAGAGCAGAAGACCCCAUCCUUGAGCUGGUCUCCCCUGGGUAUGGGCUGAGGUAACAUCCCACACACCAGGACGAUCUUGCCUGCCUCCCAUUGGUCACAUUAAGACAUUUUCAAAGUGUAAUAUUAUAAAUGGACCUACCUCUAAAUAUUGACUUUACAGUUAUUUUAUGAGGCACUCAAUUUAUAGCUAAGGGAUUUUCAGUCUAGUGUCAUGAAAGAGAUAAAAGGGUGUUCACAGAUUAUUUAAGACAUAAGGCUGGUCAGGGAUGAGUCAGAGAGUCAUUCUCCAUGAAGUCACCCCUGGCCAACUUUGAAAGGAAGAAUGUUUAACUGCACUUUGGGUGUAAAUGACAAGCAUCUGGGACCCUCCCCUUCCCUGAUCCCUGCCACCACCACUCAAUCAGCCAGAUAAUCAAUUGUUUCUGAGGUCACUUUCACAUAAUCUUGGCAACUUUAGUUGUUGAAAGCAUGCAUGCAGGGGCAACAUGGUGUUACCUGUUGCUUUUUUUUUUUUUUUUCCUCCUAAGCUCCUUACCAGAGAGCAGAUCUAAGGAUACUGUGUAACUCAAAAUAACCGGCAUUUUCAGACUUUGCCAUUUCAUAGUCCAUAGGGCAAGCCAUCUUUCAGUGGAUAUCCACAUGGCGGGCAGGAAAUCUUGACAUUGGUUUCUCAGAAAAUAUCUGCCUAGUCACACCUGGGAAUUCACUAAACACCCAAAUGCAGUGUUUGAUGUGGCCUUACCUGCUCCUUGUAUCUUAUUGGAUUGAAUGAGAACAGAUGCAAAACAAGUAUGUACAGAAAUGCCAGGAAAACUACUGUCUUCCAAUGGGGUUCAACAGUUCAAAGCCCUCCAUUGAUGGAGCCACUUAGGAGGUUUCAGUGUCUUAAUUCUUUUAGAUUUUCAUAGUUUUAGAAAACUAAAAAAAAAACCAAGUUUUUAUCGUGAAAUUUGAUUACAAAAGACUUUGAGAGAAAUGAUAAGAACCAGAUCUGAAGAAUUUGAAAUUUGAAAAUUCAGCAGAGCAUUUUUUUAAAUGUAUCUUGUACAAGAUGAACUAAAUAAAUGUUUUUAAACUGCC
Messenger RNA from Gorilla gorilla gorilla (western lowland gorilla), 6094 nucleotides. RefSeq names its product sulfatase 1 (gene SULF1). Gene Ontology annotation, molecular function: glycosaminoglycan binding; N-acetylglucosamine-6-sulfatase activity; calcium ion binding. Bases 813 to 3518 code for a protein of 901 amino acids. Gene Ontology annotation, cellular component: cell surface; plasma membrane; endoplasmic reticulum. The record is from RefSeq and is a predicted model, not a curated record. The transcript has 21 exons. Lineage: Eukaryota; Metazoa; Chordata; Mammalia; Primates; Hominidae. Gene Ontology annotation, biological process: positive regulation of Wnt signaling pathway; positive regulation of vascular endothelial growth factor production; negative regulation of fibroblast growth factor receptor signaling pathway.